Molecule: messenger RNA, 4236 nt
Organism: Oryzias melastigma (Indian medaka)
Lineage: Eukaryota; Metazoa; Chordata; Actinopteri; Beloniformes; Adrianichthyidae
Gene: atp1b2b
Product: ATPase Na+/K+ transporting subunit beta 2b
Exons: 7
Coding region: 399-1253 (284 amino acids)
Biological process (GO): potassium ion import across plasma membrane; intracellular sodium ion homeostasis; sodium ion export across plasma membrane
Cellular component (GO): sodium:potassium-exchanging ATPase complex
Molecular function (GO): ATPase activator activity
Source: RefSeq, a predicted model, not a curated record
AGGCGGGAUAGGAAGAGGAGGAAGGAACUCCUUUUUGCCGGGGAUGUAGGGUGAGGCGGUGUGUGUGUGCGUGUGUGUGUGUGUGUCAGGGUAGCAGGGUGCAUGCACAGAGAGGCGGAGGGAGCGCUAUACCGCAGUAUCACUACAUUUCUGCACCACUCAUCAAAACUCUGCGGCAUGCAGACAGGAGCUGGGGGGAGGGCACUCAUUAAGUCUGUUCUUAGCGCUGGUCUGCUGUCUCUACUGGUCUUACAGGAUUCCCCACAGUAGAGAUUUCGCCUUCAUUUCUGAUCAGAAUUAUUAAAUAGCCGGUGCUCCUUCCAGCAGCGCAGAAGCACAAACCACUGGGUAAUUGUUGCAGCUCCUUUCCUUAGAACUUCAGAGGUGGGAUAAAAAAAAUGGCAAAUGGAGAUAAAGGAGGAUGGAAAGAGUUUAUGUGGAACCCGAGGACCAGGGAGUUUAUGGGCAGAACAGCCAGCAGCUGGGGUCUUAUCCUUCUUUUCUACUUAGUCUUCUACAUCUUCCUUGCUGGCCUGUUUGCUCUCACCAUGUACAUCAUGCUGCAGACCCUCGACGACCACAAACCGACCUGGCAGGACAGACUCGCCACACCAGGAAUGGUCAUCAGGCCAAACACGGACGAAACCUUUGAGAUUGUCUACAACAUCCAGAACACUGAGAGCUGGGACAUGUACGCUCAGGCACUGGACAAGUUCCUGGCACCCUAUAACGACUCCCUCCAGGCCCAGAAAAACCAUGAAUGCACCCCAGACCAGUACUUCCUGCAGGAAGACAGCGGUGACGUGAAGAACAACCCAAAGCGCUCCUGUCAGUUCAACCGCACCAUUCUUGAGGAGUGCUCUGGACUCGAGGACCGUUACUAUGGUUACCGGGAGGGCAAGCCAUGCAUCAUCAUCAAGAUGAAUCGGGUGAUAGGGAUGUUGCCAGGGAAGCAUGGACAGACUCCAUCAGUCACCUGUGCUGCUAAGAGAGACGACUCUGACAAACUGGGAGAGCUGGUUUACUUUCCACCAAAUGGCACUUUUAACCUCAUGUACUACCCGUACUAUGGCAAGAAAGCUCAGGUGAACUAUUCUCAGCCUUUGGUUGCCGUCAAGUUCCUUAACAUCACUGUCAAUCAAGAAGUCAACAUUGAGUGCAAGAUCAACGCUAACAACAUUCCCGUCGGAGGAGAAAGAGACAAGUUCGCUGGGCGAGUUUCCUUCAAGUUGAGGAUCAACACUAUUAACUAGAUUAACCCUGGAGCCUACUUUUCUUCAUUCUCUGCAACUCUGCACAUUCACAGAAAAAAGCAGCAUUCUCACCCUUUUUUUUUAGGAUUUGUUUACAGCCCCUACUCAACUCUCCUUUAGGGUAGGGCGGCAAUUGUUUCCAGCUGUGUGACAUUUGGGAGAAAAAAAAAAGGGUGCUAAUCCUGUCUCUGUUUCUGUCUGUGAGCAUUUGGGCGAAUUCUUUUCUGUAAAUUAGUUUGAGGUAUUUAUACUGCAUGAUAACCUAGGAAACAUUUGGGUGCGUUUUCAAAAUUUGCAAAGACCAGCGACAUCAUCUCAGUAUUUCAGCUCUCCACCUGCUGCUCCUCUUUGCAGAGCAUCCCCCUUAUAUACAUGAAUAUACACAAACUACAGUUCCGACGUGUAUAUUUACCGUAUUUAUAAAGUUGUAUCAGAAUGUCUAUCAUUGCACUUGAAAGGAAUAAUGCACAGACUUGCUUAUAUCCUCAAGAAUGGAUGAACGGGUGGAUGCAGAGGUGACACCAUUUGCAUGUGUGUAUCGUUCUUGGCGUGCUGAGAGAGCAGGAGGUUUCUGCGCUGCACCUUUUAUCCUCAGUGACAGUUGUGUUGAGUGACUGACCACCAGGAAGGACCACACUGUCAGCUUUAAUGCUGAGCGUGUGCUUGUUACUUAAAAAAAAAAAAAGCAUUAAGAAUCCAAAAAAAGAAGGGUGAAGUAGUCCGCAGGGGUCAAGAGGACGGAUGUGUGUGUUUUUGUGAAAAUGUUCACAUUUUGCUUUCAUACUGUAGGUCGGGAAGUUGCAUGCAAUGUGCAAUAUUCAUUAAUUGGCAUACAUUAUGAAUGCUUGCGUCCAUUCAUCAGAUGACUCAUAUUAAUUAGUAAUCGUUUUGGAUCGUGUCAUAUUCACACUGCUGCUCUGAGCGGACACAGGAACAGACAGGAUUCAUAUUUAUAAUAACAUAAGUGGUCAGAUUAGUCAUUUAAUUAAAAACUGCACACUUCAGUCAUGUGCCAGACUUUUUAGGAGUCCAGCCUAAAAUGAUUUAACUUCAAACUUCUAUGGUCACUUACUGGAUAAAUGGAAUUGUCUCUUAAAUUACCCAGGAAAGCAUGAAUUAUUUAUUAACAAACACUUUCAGUCUACAUUUUAUUAUAAGGUUAUCUUAAUUCAAAUCAUUUAAAAAGCAAAUAUUAAAAGUCAUUUUUAUCUAUAUUUAUUUGUACAAAUAUUAGCAUUUUUUUAUUGUUUUGCAAUGAAAGUGUGCAUUUUUUCUUCUUUUAUGAAGAUGAGUUGAUUUAUUUUCUUUAAUAUUUUGAAAGAGAAGGACGUAGAAAGUCAGAGUUGGUUCCCUAUAGUUGUCGUAGUCGUCAUCUGGAAUAUCUUAUUUGAGAAAUUAGGAUGUGUGGUUUGUGUCUGACUGACUAAGAGUGAAAAUAUAGUUCAUUAGAUGAAUUUGUAGGUUUGUGGAAAGACGAUAACUGGAGAUGUACUUCUUUCAGAAUUACACAUUUAUUCCGUUUUUUUUUUCUGUUGGCUCAUCAGUCUGGAAGUUUGUAUUCUGCCGCUUUUAUUUUUAUUUUUUGUAAAAAAAAAUGUUUUUGCUGGACAAACUAGUAGAGUCCCUCUUUAACAAUCAUCCUUAAACCAACUGUAUGGGGAUUCUGUCUUGUUGUUUCAGCAAAGAUUUAUAAUCAUCCAAACUAGAUUGAAAGUGAUGAUCAGCUCUGAUAUGAUAAUCUGUGUCAUUUAGAUUUACGGAUGUGCUUUAACUGGCUUUUAUUUUUAUUUAUUUAUCUUAAGCUUUUUGAGACCACACAUACCAGUUCACAGAAACUUCCCCUCCCUGAAACACUUACUUAAUUUCUCUGUAAUCUUUUAAUCUGGUCAGCUAAUCCAGAGCAGGCAUGCUGAACUUCUUUACCCCACUUUAUCGCCCCUCUUCCUCGUGUCAAACGCCCGCUUCAAUUCUCUGACAUCUUUUUUUUUUUAUGUUUUUUUUUCAGUAAACUCAAACCUCCAGUCAUAAUCAGAUUCAGCAACACUGGCUUUACUUAUCAUUGAUUUAUUAAAUUUUUGUGCACAUUUGAGGAUUGGCCACUUUCAACCAAAGAUCCUUACAACAUCUUAAGUUGUAUUUAUUUUUGGUGCACUGAAACAUCCUCAGUUGCUGGUUUUACCAUAGGAUCCCAGCUGGAGGGCUUAAAAACCCUGACGUUGUUGGAUAUCACGCACAUAUGGAGCAUGUAACUCUACAACAUAUCAGUGCCUCCUGGUGGACAGACAGGGUUAUUGUCACUGGAAGUUUUUUUUUCUUUCUUCUUCUUUAAUUCGUUAUAUUUCCUAUUUUUUCUGUGAUAGUUUAAGAUGUUCCAAAAGAGCAAUAUAUUUCUUUCCUGUGUGAAUGUAUGACUAAUUAAUAGAGAGGCUUGAAUGAAACUCUAGCAAUGAGUGUCAUCAAGAGCAACAGAAAAAGAAAAAAAAAAAAAACGGGUUUAUGAUGGAAUAUUUUUAUUGUCUUGAGGGGUAAAUCUAUGAGCUCGGUUUAAAAGUGUCUGGAAAGGUUUUUUCUCUAUUUAGUGCACUUAAUUAAGCAAAAAUGUUAACACUUUUUUUUGUUUUUUGCAAUAAUUCAAAUCUGUUCUGCAUAUAAGUAUCUAAUUUAUUGCUAGAACCCUGGAAGUCCUUUAAAACAGAAAAUGUGAAAGAGAGCCUCCUGAUCCAGCCUCAACUGGGAAAGAACUGCAACAAAGCUGAUUGCCUUUGCCUGCACAUAUCCUCCAAACUGCACUGUUGCUUAAGAAUGUGGGGAAAGGAUUGUUCAAGAAUGAAACCAAAUCUGUUCAAACCCCCCUCAAGCAGAUAAAAAUGUUGCAAAUAUUGAUUUAUUUUUCUGCUGCAACUCUAUGUAUAUUUUUGCUCAUGUUUAUUGUAAACCAAGAUAUAGAAAUUAAUAAAUAUCAUUUAAGGGAACUCAAACAGUA